AUGACAGGAGAAUGUAACAGAGAUUGCCACUGCGAGGGCAUCAACUUCCAACCUGUGUGCAGUCAGUCGCAGGUUCAGUACUUCUCUCCGUGUCAUGCUGGCUGUUCCAGCAAAAUACACAAUCCCGAAACAAAUAUAUACGUUUGUCGCUUUUAUUUUAUUUUUUUAACAUAUUAUUGUUAA
Molecule: messenger RNA, 183 nt
Organism: Helobdella robusta
Lineage: Eukaryota; Metazoa; Annelida; Clitellata; Rhynchobdellida; Glossiphoniidae
Exons: 1
Coding region: 1-183 (60 amino acids)
Biological process (GO): sodium-independent organic anion transport; transmembrane transport
Cellular component (GO): membrane
Molecular function (GO): protein binding
Source: RefSeq, a predicted model, not a curated record